UGGGAUGAAACCGGAGAUCCCGGAGAAAACCCACGCGGGUCACGGGGAGAAGGUACAAACCGUACAGACAGCACCUGUAGUCAGGAUCAAACCCGGGUCUCUGGUGCUGUAAAGGCAGCAACUCUACCGCUGCCCUAUUCCCAUUAUUUAUCUCCAGAGAUGCUUCCUGGCCCGAUGAGUAACUCUAACGUUGUGUCCAUCUUCCCUCAAUACAUCAGUUGUGCUGCGUGCCCCAUUGUUACUGCCUCAUCUCAUACUCGGCAGAAUUAAAUGCCACCUGCCUCUCCUUCACCUAGUUCUAUUCUGGCACCGUAACAGCGGUAUUUAUAUUCUGCCUCAAGAAUGAAAUUUACAGCUAACCACCAUCUAAACAUACGAGGCCAUUGUUUCGGGGUAGAGUUGCUCAGCUUCCUGCAGGUGGUAGAGUUCAAACUCGGUUGGGAUGCAUGUUCAGGGGAGGGGGUGGGUCGCGGUGCGUGUAGAUAUCUCGCCGCCUACUCAAGCAGUGACUUCACGGUGUGUGGUGGUGGGAAGGCACGGGUGCAGAGAGGGGCCCCUUCCUCGCCUGAACAACGCAGCAUGUCGCAGGUCGUUCUCCGCCGUAGCACCAUGAACAUUGUCGGGUUCCUUCUCGUCAUCCAUUUCACUGGAACCGCUCAAUACUCUCCAUCGGCCGCGAAGGUGAAGGAAGGAGCAGACGUGAGCAUAGACUGCUCACUGACGGUAUCUGGGGGGGUCCAUUGGUUCUUGAAGCAUGAAAAUGAAAAGCUAGAACACCUGCUGUAUAUUUCUGGCGCCGGUAGGAUAACUCCUGGUAAGAACCAGAGACUGGACUGCAGAAAAUCCUCCGGUAAGGUUACCCUGCUCGUCAAAAAAUUCACCAAACAAGACUCUGGGGAGUAUUACUGUGUCAUGGUCAAGACUCCGACCUUGGAAUUCGGCAACAUGGCCGCUCGCUAUCUGGAAGAAGUCAAAACUACUCCAAAGGCAACGGUGGCACCCACCACGUCUCCAACAGUCGCGCCAACACGCAAGGAGACCACAUGUACUCCAGCCGCAUCAGCGAUGAAGGAAGAUAAAACGCUCUGCCACAUAUUCAUCUGGGCUCCUCUGGCUGGUGCCGCCUUUCUGCAGUUUCUCGCUCUGAUCGUCGUCUCCAUUGUUUACUGCAAAAGGCCCCGCCGGAGACGCUGCCAGCAUCAGUUCAAAAAGAGACCAAUGACUGAAGAUAUUAGAAGACCAUUAAAUAAUUACCAUUAACAAGUUAAUUCCGCAAAAACAUGUGCAACCAUAAAUGGAAAUCCUGGAAUUCAACUCUACACCCCAGGGAAAUAAAGGAGGUUGCCUUGGAAUGAGCGUGCACUCGGUCGAUGGAGCGCUGCAGAACCGGACACGUCUAUUUGAGUUGUCUUUAAAGAUUCUUCCUGAUCCUGGACAUUGCGUUUAUUUUAUGGCUAUGCUACAACGUCGAUCAAUGCCUAGAAGUGUUGGCAAUUAGUUUUUUUUCUCUCUAAUGUGUUUAACAAUUAAUUAAGUUGUGGAAUAACAAUCUGCAGGGGGUUCUUUUCAAUUGUUUAUGUGAAUUAUUUGAAAUCCCUGGACCGGCCAAAAUGCAAAGUCCCGUUCCACCUAUUGAGCCUUGGCCCCAAAUACUGGGCUCCCCGAGUGCUGAACGUUUCCGGGGCAAGUGGAGCUGGGCUGUUUCACAGUCCACGUGUCACAUCUUGAGCAUCUUGAUGUGAGUCAGGGUCUGGGAAACAACUGUCACAGGCAUUGCACUCAGCGAGGCUGUUCAUAAGUCAUAAGGUCAUGAGUGAUAGGAGCAGAAUUAGGCCAUUAGGCCUAUUGAGCUUACUCCACCAUUCAAUCAUUGCCAAUCUAUCUCUCCCUCCUAACCCCAUUCUUCUGCCUUCUCCCCAUAACCCCAGGCAACUGAAUUAAUCAAGAAUCCAUCCAUCUCUGCCUUAAACAAAUCCAUUGACUUGGCCUCCACAGUCUUCUGUGAAAAUGAAUUCCACGGAUUCACCAACCACCCUCUGACCAAAGAAAUUCCUCCUCAUCUCCUUCAUUAGUUGUGCUAACACGUGGCUGCAAACAUUUUGCACUUUGGUGGUGGGCCCGGGGCUCCGAAUGAGUUUCAGAGAGACUGAUCAUACACCCUCCAGAGAUGCCGCCCGACCCGCUGAGAUACUCCAGCACUUUGUGUCUUUUCAUGUAAACCAGCAUCUGCAGUUCUUUGUUUCUACACAGAGAGCCUGGUAACCUCGGAAUGGUUAGUGGAGCCACAAGGAACUGCGGAUGCCAGAGUCUUGGGUCCAUGGGUAAAUUGGCCGCAGUGAAUUGUCUCCAAUGUGUAGUAUAACAAAUGCAAACGUGGGCCGAAGGGUCUGUUUCCAUGCUAUAUAUUUCAAUCAAUUAAUCAAAAUACAAAGUGCUGUACUGCCUCAGUUGGUCAGGAAAAAUCUGAAUCAGCUUUAAAAAGGAUUCUGACCCCAGCCAUCACUUACCCAUGUCCUCCAGAGAUACUAUCUGGCCCUUUAGGUUACUCCAGCACUUUGUGUGGAUGUUUUUUUUCUCGGGAUAAUGAAGUUUUUAGUCACAAUUGCUUUGUAGGCUCUGGAGUGACGCUGCUUCCCAGACAGUGAAGAAGUCAGUCCCAGGAGGAUGAUGGGUUGUUUGUAGAAGCUGCAUGGUUUCCUGCAGAUGGGUCCAGACCUUUUCAUUGGGGGCAGCACAGUGGCACAGCGGUAGAGUUGCUGCCUUCCAGCGCCAGAAACCCAGGUUUGAUCCUGACCUCGGGUGCUGCCUGCACGGGCUUUGUUCAUUCUCCCCGUGACCUUGUGGGUUUUCUCCAGUUUCCUCCCACAUUCCAACGACGUGCUGGUUUGUAGGUUACCCUGCAACCGCAGGAGAGGCAACACCUGUCCCUUUACCUCCCCCCUCGACUCCAUCCAAGGACCCCGACAGUCUUUUCAGGUGAGGCAGAGGUUCACUUGCACCUCCUCCAACCUCAUCUACUGUAUCUGCUGUUCCAGGCGUCAACUCCUGUAUAUCGGCGAGACCAAGCGCAGGCUCGGCAAUCGUUUCGCUGAACACCUUCGCUCAGUCCACCUUAACCUUCCUGAUCUCCCAGUUGCUCAGCACUUUAACUCCCCCUCCCAUUCCCAAUCUGACCUUUCUGUCCUAGGCCUCCUCCAUUGUCAGAGUGAGGCACAAUGCAAAUUGGAGGAACAGCAUCUCAUAUUUCACUUGGGUAGCUUACACCCCAGCGGUAUGAACAUUGACUUCUCCAACUUCAGAUAGCCCUAGGUUUCCCUCUCUCUCCAUCCCCUCCCCCUUCCCAGUUCUCCCACCAGUCUUACUGUCUCCCCUGAUAUCAGUCUGAAGAAGGGUCUCAACCCAAAGGGUCUCCCAUUCCUUCUCUCAGACUGCCUGUCCCGCUGAGUUACUCCAGCAUUUUGUGACUACCUUCUGGUUUGUAGGUUAAUUGGCUUCUAUAAAAGCUGUAGGAUAGAACUGGUGUAGUAUGGGUUGGUCGGCGCGUACUCGAUGGGCCGAAGGGCCUGUUUCCACGCUGGAUCUCUAAACUAAACUUUCAGAACCGCUUUGAUCUCAUUGGCGGCGGGUGUGACGCGGACACACUUUAGAGCGCAUGGAACAAACAAGAUUCAGAGGCAAUUCAGAUCGAGUGAUAAUACGCGGUUGCAUAUCUGUAUUCUUUUGAGUGUGAUUACUUCAAUGCCAUGUUUUAGAGACCCCCAUGCUCGGCCGGUGCUUGCCCACUAUUUAGAAACAAGGAACUGGUUUACAAAAAAAAAAAGUCACAAAGUGCUGGAACAUGGAUAGGUGACGGUUCAGGAAACUUCCCUGUUCCACCUUCUCCAGAGAAGUUGAGUUACUCCAGCACUUUGUGUCUUUUCUUGGAGCAGUAUGUGACUGAUGAUCCUCUCACGCAGCCAGAGAAAUGCCUUUGCUUCGCCGCAUCCCAAGCUGUUGUUUCUCGGAGCUUGUAGCUUCUUGAUUGAGAUGGGUUGGAUGUAGAUUUUGAGACAAUAAAUGUUGCAGUGAACCGCACCCUGUGUCGCCACGGUUUCUCGGCGCUCGGCAAAACCGCACCAGGUGACUGACUCCUUGCACCUUGCAACACGGACUGACUCCUUGCACCUUGCAACACUGACAAUCGCUUGCAAACACUUCUUUUCUUUUGUACACAUAUAGCCGGAGAUAGAGCGAGCAGAAUCGAAAACAACCAUCUCCACUGCGGUUUACAGUAAACAUAUGGGCCAGAAUUUAACCACGUAUGCCCUUGACGUACAUUAUUUUAGUUUUUAAACUUGUUAUGACAAAGGACAGAGGUUGAAGUUCUAAACAUGGGCGAGACCCACUUGCUGUUAGACAGGACCUAACAAAAGUUGAUUGCUUUUAGUUUAAUUUAUUGUCACGUGUACCGAGGUACAGUGAAAAGAUUUUGUUGGUGCUAACCAGUCAGCCGAAAGACAAUACAUGAUUACAAUCGAGCCGUUCUCAUAGGGUCACAGAAUAAUACAGUGUGGAAACAGGCCCUUCGGCCCAACUUGCCCCAGCUAUACUAGUCUCACCCACCUGCGCUUGGUCCAUAUCCCUCCAAACCAUGUACUUGUCCUCCUGUUUUUUAAAUGUUGGGAUAGUCCCAGCCUCAAAUACCUCUUCUGGCAGCUUGUUCCAUACACCCACCACCGUUUGCGUGAAAAAUUUACCCCUCAGAUUCCUAUUAAAUCUUUUCCCCUUCACCUUGAACCUAUCUCCUCUGGUCCUCGAUUCCCCUACUCUGGGCAAAGACUCUAUGCAUCUACCCGAUCUAUUCCUCUCAUGAUUUUAUACAGCUCUAUAAGAUCACCCCUCAUCCUCCUGCACUCCAUGGAAUAGAGACCCAGCCUACUCAACCCUAUAGCUCACGGUCUCUAGUCCUGGCAACAUCCUCGUUAAUCUUUUCUGACUGAACCCUUUCAAGCUUGACAAUAUCUUUCCUGUAAUAUGGUGCCCAGAACUGAACACAAAACUCUAAAUGCGGUCUCACCAACGUCUUAUACAACUGCAACAUGACCUCCUCAGUGACACCAUAAAGUGAAUAACGUUAGUGCAAGAUAAAGUCCUGUGAAGUCUGAUC
Molecule: messenger RNA, 5146 nt
Organism: Leucoraja erinaceus (little skate)
Lineage: Eukaryota; Metazoa; Chordata; Chondrichthyes; Rajiformes; Rajidae
Gene: cd8a
Product: CD8a molecule
Exons: 7
Coding region: 343-1260 (305 amino acids)
Source: RefSeq, a predicted model, not a curated record